Molecule: messenger RNA, 1630 nt
Organism: Oncorhynchus mykiss (rainbow trout)
Lineage: Eukaryota; Metazoa; Chordata; Actinopteri; Salmoniformes; Salmonidae
Product: vacuolar ATPase assembly protein VMA12
Biological process (GO): vacuolar proton-transporting V-type ATPase complex assembly
Cellular component (GO): endomembrane system
Source: RefSeq, a predicted model, not a curated record
CUACGUACGUCAGAUCCUGUCACAAGGUGAACAUAGACGCUUCAAAGACAGCUUUCUCUGUCGGUUGUAUUUAUUUCUAGAUUUAUAAAAUUAGCUAAACUCUCAUCGUUAUCGGAACAACUUAAAAUGGGUACUUGAUACGAUGAUUAGAUUAAUACUAAAUGUAUCCAUUUGUGAAGAAUUGGGAAUGGAUCAUCUUUAUAAACUGCCAACGUUUGCUCCUGGUCGUAGGUUUGCUAGCUAACGUUGUUAGCUAUACAUGAAGCCAGAGCAUUCUCUUCUUGUAGCUAGCUAGAUCAGCUGGCUAACUCUGCCCGGCCAGCUACGGGCGAACAACAGCUAGCUAAUCCAGCCACUUGUCAGCACAUUUCAUUGUAACUAACUACAUAAGUCUGACAGUUAACGUUAGCUAAAGAGAAUGGCGUCGUCAUUUGUGAUUGGAAACACAUUUCGAGAGAGGGUAAGAGACUUGCUGGAGAAGGAUGAGGCUUCAGUUCCAACAGAACUACAGAAAGAAUUGGAAGAUAUUCUUCAACGGGAACAGCCAUCAACUCUGUCUUUCAGAACUGCAAGGAAACUUCAUAAAUGUCUGCUCGACAAUGGUCAACCCUUCUACCUUAAUGAGUUGUUGGAGGACAGCUCAUUGCACCUGCCUGAGGUUGAAACGCCCCCCAGAAACCCUGUGCUCGUGGCUCGUCUGGAGCGAAUCAGAGCCAAGUUGGCCAAUGAAGAAUACAACAGGAUCACACGGAAUGUAAACACUCAGCAAAUGAAUCGUCGUGAGACAUUGGCGGACUUUGGGAAAGAAGUGCGCUCAGCCAAAGCUGCUGUUGUGACGGUCUUAAACUUCCUAGUGACAGUGGUGGCGACCUUCGCCUGCUCCUAUCUCGGCAGUCAAUACCUCUUCACAGAGACAACGCCGAGGGUGAUAUCUGCAGUGAUUGCUGCGUCCGUCGUCGGCCUGGCAGAGCUGUAUGUUCUGGUACGGACCAUGGAGGGAGAGCUAGGAGAACCAUAGCACCAGUCAGUGUUCUUAUCAACAAAACUCAUUGCUGGAGAACUAUGCCCUUACCUGACCGACCAGUGGACUUAAAAAACGGAAAUCAAAGGGGCUAAAUUUCCAUGACAUUUUAGUCAUUUAGCAGACACUCUUAUCCAGAGUGACUUACAGGAGCAGAUAGGGUUAAGUGCCUUGCUCAAGGGCACAUCAACAAAUGUUUCACCUAGUCAGCUCGGGGAUUCGAAACCAGCAACCUUUCGGAUGCUGGCCCAACCUCAUAACCGCUAGGCUACCUGAGUGGAAGUCGAUGUACUUCAAAACUAGUGAUAAGAAUUGUCCCACCCUUAUUCAUGAAUUGAAAACGGAUCAGUGUGAAGAUCUUGAAUGUGACCCAGAUGUAAAAGUUGCUUGUGUUUUAGCUAUUUAUUUCCAUCCAUUUUGCUUUCAUAGGGCCUGUUAAAAUAACCCCAUUUAAAAGAAAAUGUAGGAUCAUUUCCUACUAGGAUGUAUCAGGGAUUUUUUCAUACAAUAGUUUAUUCAUACUGUACUUUACACUCCUUCAGUGUGUUUCUGUGUAGUCAAUAUUGUUUGUUUGUCUACUCAAUAAAGUUAGCGGCCAUGUAAUUACAA